GUAUAAGUAGCUUGGCAGCGCUCCGAGCUAACACAAACUUCAGUUCGGGGCAUCGCAACAGUCUUUUCCUUUUGCCCGUUUCUUCUAAUUUAUUUACAAUAUACAAGAUGAUCACUUGCUGCUGUAUGUUGCUGUUGCUUGUCACUCUGGUGACGGGAGCGAGCUCUGACUGCGACGCCUGCGUCGCGGGCCGGUGCCACUUCCGAAAGCCCAUCUUCACUGGAUUCCCCGUAACGGACCAGCUCGCCAUCGACCGCACCGAAAAUAUCCUGUAUCUACAGCUUUAUGAAAAUCAGAAUAUUGCCAUCUUUCUAGAUGACCUGCAAAUCAGAUUGGUUAACGUGAUGAGAACCUCAGGAAGAGCGUUUGACCAGCAAUCCAGGGUAUUAUAUUUAGGUACUAAAGAAGUUAACGAUACAUUUUAUAAGUAUGAUAUAGUUAGUAAUAAAACAGAAGCUAUUUCAAUAGAGGAUCAUGACAGAAAACCCGAUUUUAUGUUUUAUGGUUACAAUCGCUUGCACUUUAUAGAUAAAAACAGACAUAGUAUGUACUUUUAUAAUACCGCGGAAAACUCAGUUUAUCAUUAUAACAUGUUAGUAAAUAACUCAAUCAGCCAUUUUGUUUUUAGUGGGAAGAACCUUUUAAUUGUAUCUAAUGAAACUUUAUAUUAUUACGAUAUUGAUGAUGACGGUGUGACUGAAAUUAGAAAUGGGAACUAUGUGCUAUCUGUGGACAAAAAUGAUAAUGUAUAUUUAGGAAAUUCAACUGACAGGACAAUUUAUAAGCGAGAUAGUAGCACGGGAGCGUUAGAUUUAUAUGCGUAUUAUAAUUCUGGCUUGAUAGAGGACUUUGUGUUUGAAAAAAAUGACCAUGUAGUAUUUCGGGAAGCGGACGGCAGCGUGGCGCAGUGGGUGCCCACUUUCCCCCAGAAGCUUUGCUCCGUCGAACCCCCACACUCUGGCUACUUUAUUCGACAAAUGGAAAAUGUUGACGACUCCUGUAUUAACUGAUCUUCCAUCUGUGUUUGGGCAGUAUUUUGGGCAUAUUUUCCAUAUCUUUUUGGUUUUUUUGAAAAGAAUUUUUCCUUUAAAAAGAAGUCGUGUGCUUUUUUGAAUCACAAUUUUAUUAACACACCAAUAUUUCAAAGAUUAAUUUUGUAAAAUCAUAAUUAUUCUAGCGUAGUCAGCUUAGCUACUUCUAAGCAGGUGAGGUAUUCAAAAUGUUCUGCACACAACUUAUUCUUUAAACUAAACUAAAAGCGUAAAGUCACACCUGCUGAGUUACUUCUGCUGCUGACUGGUCUACUUUCUCUAAGUAUGAAUAUGUAGCUUGAUUUACCUACUUAUUUAUUUUUAACUGAAAUAAACUUUUUUUAUAUAAUGUAA
This is a messenger RNA of Cydia pomonella (codling moth), 1385 nucleotides long. RefSeq lists its product as uncharacterized. The transcript has 2 exons. The coding region runs from base 108 to 1010 and encodes 300 amino acids. The record is from RefSeq and is a predicted model, not a curated record. NCBI's taxonomy places the organism in Eukaryota, Metazoa, Arthropoda, Insecta, Lepidoptera, Tortricidae.